GAGGGCUAAAGGGGUAUAAAAUGGGAAGUCCUGCCCCAGUUAUCCACAUUCAAGCAAGGUGUGCUUCGUGAAAAUAACCUAUUCAAGAUGAAUCCUCAACAAUCGAUCCUCCUUAUGGCUCUCUGCGCUAUCACGCUGUGUUCAGCGCACAUCGGAGGUGGACAGGUGUCAUUCCAAGAUGCCAACCCUCAAAUAUACUGUGGCAGAUCGUUGGCCAGAGCUCUGGCCUUUUUGUGUUUCGAAGAAUCUGGCUCAGAGAGUAAGCGGUCGGAUUCCGGAUCUAUGUAUAAUGCUAUCCUAUCACCCUACUACAAGGAACAGGAAGGUCAGUUGGGCUGGCCCUGGAUGGCCCCUCACAAAGCUAGGGGUAUGUCCUUGCCUUCAAGAGGAAAGAGGUUCGUCGUCAAUGAGUGCUGCGACAAGGCAUGCAGCCUCAGUGAGCUACUCUCAUAUUGCUAGAUAACUUUGUUACACUGUGUUGCUAGCUAAAUUUGAUGUUUCGAUAAUUUGUAAAAUCUAUUUAUUUAUGAGUUUCUGGAUGUUAAGACCGAAUCGAUAUAUUAUUGAGUUACAGAGUAGUUUAUGUAGUGUUUCUAUAAGUUUGAAAUUAUUUUGAAAUUCAGCGUUAGUUCUGUAAAAAUAUGGAUACUAAAAUUCAAGUGACAGGUUCUUUUUUCUUAACAUUAAUACCUCUUUUCAUUUUAACGUUUUAAAUAAUAAAUGUCCCACGCUGGCAACACAGCGAUAGCACUAUUUUUCUAUAUUAUUAUUUCAUCUCGAUGGAUGAUCAUAAAUCAUUAUAAAACGGGUAAUCCCCUGAUAGUAGAUCGUUGCUCAGACAGUCGUUUAUGUGGACUUUUUACUUUUUUAGUAGAUAAAUGUUAUUUAUGAGUGAAAAUAUUUUAUG
Messenger RNA from Spodoptera litura, 907 nucleotides. RefSeq names its product bombyxin A-1 homolog. The record is from RefSeq and is a predicted model, not a curated record. Gene Ontology annotation, cellular component: extracellular region. Gene Ontology annotation, molecular function: hormone activity. Lineage: Eukaryota; Metazoa; Arthropoda; Insecta; Lepidoptera; Noctuidae.